This is a messenger RNA of Thalassophryne amazonica, 664 nucleotides long. RefSeq names its product C-type natriuretic peptide 2 (gene nppcl2). Gene Ontology annotation, biological process: cGMP biosynthetic process; receptor guanylyl cyclase signaling pathway. The record is from RefSeq and is a predicted model, not a curated record. Gene Ontology annotation, molecular function: hormone receptor binding; hormone activity. Gene Ontology annotation, cellular component: extracellular region. Lineage: Eukaryota; Metazoa; Chordata; Actinopteri; Batrachoidiformes; Batrachoididae.
AUGGUUUCUUCCUCUACUUCCUCCUCCAUCGUUCCUUUGCUCCUCCUCUUCCUCUUUGUCGCCGUGGAGUUGCGAGCUUCACCUCAUCGAGAUGAUGCGCAGGUGUUUCAUUCCCUCUUUGGUUCUCACCUGUCGUCUGUCAUCCUGGCCCCUCCCACCUCUGACUACAUCACAGAGGGCUCAGGUACACGCUCCUCCCCUCACAUGUCUCCUUUCAAAGGAUUGGUGAUAAAACCAGGUCCUGUGAGGGGAUUGGCUAACCAAAAGGAGGCAGUCCCACGCUUCUUUCUGGACUUCCUGCGGCGACAGGCGAAGGUUACGAGGCGGAGCCGAAAGUCGAUGGUGGGAGGAAGAGGAUGUUUUGGGAUGAAAAUGGAUCGCAUCGGCUCCCUCAGUGGACUCGGCUGCUAGUUACCAUGGUAACCCCUGAAUGUGACUCCUGUUACCAUAGUAACCAGAUGUGAUGAAGAUUUGACUCCACCUGCAUCAGGUUCUGACAUUUUUUAAAACGACGUGUCACCUGUGUGACUCCACCAUGCUGACCCUGCAUGACCUUUGACCUCCAGGAAUGCUGUUCAGAGACUUCAUGUUGCAAUUUCACUAAUGACCUCUGACCCCUGGCGACCAUGACGCCAGCAGUGCACUUUGAGUGUGCACGCGUGUG